Molecule: messenger RNA, 1335 nt
Organism: Pistacia vera
Lineage: Eukaryota; Viridiplantae; Streptophyta; Magnoliopsida; Sapindales; Anacardiaceae
Product: protein trichome birefringence-like 43
Exons: 5
Coding region: 71-1204 (377 amino acids)
Cellular component (GO): Golgi apparatus
Molecular function (GO): O-acetyltransferase activity
Source: RefSeq, a predicted model, not a curated record
CUCUAUAUAUAUUAAAGAUAUCCUCCCUCAUAUUAUCUUGAGUUUCAUAGCUAUCUCUAUCUCUAUCUCUAUGGGUUCCUUGGCUGCUGCAAAUGCAAUCCUCGUUCUGGUGCUUUCUCUUCUCAUUAAGGAAAUUCAUGGAGAGGGAGAGCCGUACGUUCAUAUUAAUAAUGGUGACGAAACAGGUGAAAAGAUUGGAAUUGGAACCAGCAUAUGUGAUAUUUUCUCAGGGAGGUGGGUUGAAGAUGAAUCAUAUCCUCUUUAUAACACAGGAGAAGGAGAUUGUCCAUUCAUAGAGAAAGAAUUUGAUUGUCAGAAGAAUGGAAGACCUGACAAAGGCUAUCUCAAAUAUAGAUGGCAACCAACUUCUUGCAACUUAUCAAGGUUCGAUGGUCAAGAUUUCUUAUCGAGGCUUGAAGGGAAAAGCAUAAUGUUUGUAGGAGAUUCACUGAGUUUAAAUCAGUGGCAAUCACUCACAUGCUUGCUUCAUAAAGCUGUGCCACACGCUAUCUAUCAAUCACAUAGAACUGGAGGCCUCUCCACUUUCACAUUCCCAACUUUUUGCAUGCAGACGUUCAAGACUAAAGUGAUGUUCUCUCGCAACGCAUUUCUGGUUGAUAUUGUAAACACAAAGACAGGGCGAAUUCUAAAACUUAACUCCAUUCAAAGUGGGAAGCAGUGGAGGCAAAUCGAUGUCUUGAUCUUCAACACAUGGCACUGGUGGCUUCACACCGGAAGGAAACAACCAUGGGAUUUGAUUGAAGAUGGAAGUGAAACAAUCAAAGACAUGGAUCGCUUAGUAGCCUUUGAGAAAGCGUUGAACACUUGGGCUAAUUGGGUUGACACAAAUGUCGAUCAAACCAAAACCAAGGUCUUCUUUCAAGGGGUUUCCCCUGAUCAUACCAAUGGAGUUGAUUGGGGGGAAUCAAGUGCAAGUUGUGAGAAACAAACAAAACCAGUAAUGGGGUCAAAGUAUCCAGGAGGUGAACAUAAAGCAGAGAUAGUAGUGGAGAAAGUGAUAAGAAGAAUGAGAAAUCCGGUGUAUUUGCUGAACGUGACAAGAUUAUCACAGUUAAGAAAAGAUGGUCAUCCUUCCUACUAUGGCAUCGGCGGCCACAAAGUUCCUGACUGCAGCCACUGGUGCUUGGCCGGUGUUCCUGAUACUUGGAACCAGCUUCUAUAUGCUGCUUUAAUUCAAACCUAAACUAGUUAUGCAUGGUGCUCAUUGUUAAAACAAUAAUUUCAUUUUCAAGGCAACAGCUAACGAUAUUAAAAUUGGCUCUGUUGAUGUUAAUGUGUUGUCUCAGUUUCAAUGGUCAGUAUUAUAUCGUGUUA